Molecule: messenger RNA, 609 nt
Organism: Ascoidea rubescens DSM 1968
Lineage: Eukaryota; Fungi; Ascomycota; Saccharomycetes; Ascoideales; Ascoideaceae
Gene: TAF10
Product: Taf10p
Exons: 1
Coding region: 1-609 (202 amino acids)
Biological process (GO): transcription initiation at RNA polymerase II promoter
Cellular component (GO): transcription factor TFIID complex; nucleus; SAGA complex
Molecular function (GO): RNA polymerase II general transcription initiation factor activity; promoter-specific chromatin binding
Source: RefSeq, a predicted model, not a curated record
AUGUCGACUUUGAAUAUACCAAUGGAAGAUGAGAUGGAUGUGGACGAUGAAUUGUUGGAAAAGCCAGAAAAUGAGGACCAGAACAAAAACGAGCAGGCCAACAAAGACGCAGAUGCUCUGAAAGACUCCACCAAGCAGGCGAUUAAAGAUGAGGAUGAUGACGACAAAUCUGCUGGUCCCAAGUUCAAUAUACCCAUUUUGCCCGAGUAUUCUAGGAAAGAUAAGACGCUAAAGGAAAUAUUGGAAAUGAUGGAUGAAUACGCCCCUAUCAUACCAGAUGCAGUCACAGACUACUAUCUUGCUAAGAAUGGGUUUGAAUGUUCUGAUAAGAGAAUUAAAAGAUUAUUAGCAUUGGCUACACAGAAGUUCAUCAGUGAUAUAGCUGCUGAUGCUUACGAAUACUCUAGGAUCAGGUCUUCUUCUGCUGUUUACAACUCAAGCAAUCCUCAGGUUAGAGCCAGAGCAUUAGCUGCCAGUCAGCUUGGUGUGCAAAACACUACUAGUUCUUCAGGCAAUAACCAAGGCAAGAUUGUUUUAACAAUGAAUGAUUUGAGCAGUGCUUUAGGAGAAUAUGGUUUGAAUAUAAACAAGCCAGAUUUUUAUCGUUAG